UUUUAUACAGAGCUCUCUCAGUUACUGCUUUGUGACCUUACUCUGCAUUUUAAUAAUCCUGUGAAGACAGAGGAUGCUAAUGAAAUUGAAAAAAACCACCCCCUCUUUGAAGAGUCUAAAUUGUCUGAUGUGUCCCUUGCCUUUAAUAGUUUUUCCAUCUGAUUGUUUGUUUAUUAUAAAUUGCUAAUUGUAUUGUAGAAUUGAAAAAUCCAGGAGAAUUGAGUUUGCUCAUAAAUGUAAUAUCAUUAGAAACAAUAAAUAUAUGUAGAGUUGUAAAUA
Echinops telfairi (small Madagascar hedgehog) is the source of this 279-nucleotide messenger RNA. RefSeq names its product chromosome unknown C5orf58 homolog (gene CUNH5orf58). The transcript has a single exon. The annotation marks the transcript as partial. NCBI's taxonomy places the organism in Eukaryota, Metazoa, Chordata, Mammalia, Afrosoricida, Tenrecidae. The record is from RefSeq and is a predicted model, not a curated record.